AUGAAGCAGCACCUGGCUUCAUUGCCAAACAUUGCAGCACCUGAACGGGGGGAGCUGAUCAGUGUAGUCCUGACCAUCAAAAGAUACAAGGCCCGGGUACCUGUUUACUUCUUCAGUAAAACACUAAAAUUGGCAGAGACCAAGUACACCCCCCCACUUGAAAAACUUGCUUUUGCACUAGUCAAGACAGCCAGAAGGCUUCAGAGAUACUUUCAAGCACAUCCCAUACAAGUGGUCACGGACCAGCCAAUCAAAAAUGUGCCUGAAAAACCCGAAACUUCUAGACGUUUAGCCAAAUGGGCUGUGGAACUAGGUGAACACAAUAUCACCUAUGUCCCAAGAAAAGCUGUAAAAGCUCAAAUCAUGGCUGACUUCAUUUUGGAAGUGCCCAAAGAAACAAUAACGGAAGUCAACACAGCCUCUGCUGAACCCUCCAACCCUCAUACCUGGAAGCUCUUUACCGACGGAGCUCCCAGCAUUGAAGGGUCAGGAGCAGGGUUAGUCCUAAUUGAUCCUAAUGAAUUGGAGUUCACGUAUGCUUUUCGCCUUGAAUUUCAGACCACAAACAACGAAGCUGAGUAUGAAGCAUUAAUUGCUGGGCUCAAGCUUGCAAGAAAAAUGGGUGUAAAAAAGCUUCAAGUCUUCAUAGACUCAUUACUUGUUUCAAACCAAGUAACUGAUAACUACAUGGCGAAGGAAUCAAACAUGCAGAAAUACUGUGAAACGGCUAAAGAACUCAUGAAUUCAUUCGAAGCAUGCACAGUCAAACAAAUCCCAAGAUCACAAAACAAAAAGGCUGAUGCUCUAAGCAAACUUUCUUCAUUAACCUUUGCCCAUCUCAUAAAGAAGGUAUUGGUUGAAGUGUUAAAGCAAUCAUCUCUCCAAAAGCUAGAAGUUCAAGAUGUCAUCACCGAGGAAGGUCCGGAACAUCACACAAAGAAGGUAUUGGUUGAAGUGUUAAAUUGGAUGACCCCGUUGAUCAAAUUCCUCACAAAUGGUGAACUACUAAAGGAUCAAGUAGAGGCUGAAAGGGUUCGAAUAAAAACAAGACAAUAUGUGUUGCAAGAAAAUAUUCUAUACAAAAAAGGGUACCUUGCACCAUUACUUCGUUGUGUCGGCCCGGAACAAAGUCAAUACUUGAUCAAGGAAAUUCAUGAAGGAAUUUGUGGAGCUCAUUUCGGCCCAAGAUCAGUAGUCUCAAAGUUGAUGAACCUUGGAUACUUCUGGCCAACCAUGCAUCGAGAUGCAAGUGAUCAAUUGAAAAAGUGUGAAGUCUGUCAAAUACAUGCUCCUGUGCCAAAAAGCCCAAAGCAUGAUUUGAUUCCCAUCUCAUCUGCUUGGCCGUUCCAUAAAUGGGGAAUGGACAUCAUUGGACCGUUCCCCCCGGCCAAAGGAGGAGUUAAAUUUCUCGUAGUAGGGGUUGAUUACUUCACCAAAUGGCCGGAAGUGAAGCCAUUAGCAAAGAUAACAGGAAAGCAAAUCACUGACUUUGUGUGGGAAAGCAUCGUUUGCAGAUUUGGGCUACCGGGGGUAUUAGUCACAGACAAUGGUAAACAGUUUGCUGAGAAGCCUUUUAGCACAUGGUGCAAAGAAUUCCGAAUAACACAAGUCUUCAGCUCAGUAGCCUACCCUCAAUCCAACGAGCAGGUUGAAAGAACAAAUCGAAGCAUCGUGGAGGGCAUCAAAGCACGAUUGGGAAAACAUGACACCAAUUGGCUCGAAGAACUCCCAAACGUAUUAUGGGCAAUAAGAACAACCGAAAAAACAAGUCAAAAGAAAACACCUUAUAGCAUGGUAUUUGGAUCCGAAGCUGUGAUCCCAGCAGAAAUAGAUGUUACAACAAAGAGAACAUUCAACAUUCAUCUAGAAGCAAAUGAUGUGAGGGUGUUUAAUCAUGUUUUAAAGUGUUUAAUUAUGAGGUUUUACAUGAUUAUGUGUAUGAAAACGAGUUACUUUGAGUUGAUUUUGAUUUACAUGUACUCGGAGCAUAACGGAUGGCUUUUGGAGCUUGACGGAAGGUUUUCGGGAAGCAUUAUGGAGUAUUGGAAGCAUACACACAAGUUGGAAGGCCAAAAUAUGAAAAACGGGAAGUUCGGUAGCAAUCGGCGCCACUAG
This is a messenger RNA of Helianthus annuus (common sunflower), 2115 nucleotides long. RefSeq lists its product as uncharacterized. The transcript has a single exon. Lineage: Eukaryota; Viridiplantae; Streptophyta; Magnoliopsida; Asterales; Asteraceae. Gene Ontology annotation, biological process: DNA integration. Gene Ontology annotation, molecular function: nucleic acid binding; RNA-DNA hybrid ribonuclease activity. Bases 1 to 2115 code for a protein of 704 amino acids. The record is from RefSeq and is a predicted model, not a curated record.